Molecule: messenger RNA, 2569 nt
Organism: Lingula anatina
Lineage: Eukaryota; Metazoa; Brachiopoda; Lingulata; Lingulida; Lingulidae
Product: macrophage mannose receptor 1
Source: RefSeq, a predicted model, not a curated record
AUGCCAAGCACAAUAACGACGCCCAUUCAAGGCGUGGGUAAUUGUGGUGAAAACUGGAACUCUUUCGGCGAACACUGUUACUAUGUUAGUGAGGAUAGCAGUUGGACAUUAACACCUAAAAAGUCUUGGUUCAAGGCACGCCAGUGGUGCCUGGAGAACGCUGGCGAUCUUCUUAGUAUACAGACUACCGGUGAGGAGGAUUUUGUAACAACAUUGGUCAGCAAGACACAAUACACCAAGUUUUGGAUCGGUGCAAACUCGUUUGAUCUUCAGGGAUACAGAUGGGCCGACGGCUCUCCAAUGAUCUACAUUAACUGGGCCAAAGGAGAGCCAAACUCUGUUCACGGGAGCGAGAGAUGUGUGAAUAUCCACUCAGGGAAGAAUAACGUCAUUCCGGGGACCUUCAAUGACGACAACUGUGCUGAUAAAAUGCCAUUCAUAUGUAAGAAACACCAGUCAAGUAAGACAGCUGGAACAAUGGCUACGACACCCUCCAUUGGCGGUUAUUGUCCCAGAGGAUUUCACGGCGUUGGUAACAGGUGUUACAAGUUUUUCGGAAAGGUGGAUUCAGAGAGGAAGACAUGGGAGGAUGCGGCAGCUGCAUGUUCGACCUUGGGUAAAGAAUUUACUUUGGCCUCCAUUACGAACCCUCUGGAACAAGGGUUCGUAACCAGUUAUUUGCAAGACACCGAUGUUGACCUCUGGAUAGGCUUGAGCUCUACUUUCGACUAUAUUUAUGCCCGCCGCCAUGUUUUCCGUUGGCUGACCAACGAGGAAGCGAGCUUUGUGAACUGGGACGUUAGGAGUCCCACGUUAGGACAAUCAAAUGAUAGAGAAUGCGUUAAAGUCAGAAAUACUAAGAGACGUCUGGGAAGAUGGGUUGACGUAGAGUGUUCUCAGGUUAAUGGCUACAUAUGCCAAACCUGGAAAGAUUCCCGUAUCAGUACUCCGUGGACACCAGCGGUUUCAACCUCGGGUGCCUGUAAGUCUGGUUACACGACUUACAAUGGUCAGGCAUGCUAUAAACUCUACAUGGAGGCUGUUAGCUGGGAACAAGCACGGGACCAAUGCACGGACGAUGGGACUUUGUUGGCAUUUGUACCAGAUCUCCGCACGGAGGCCAAUAUUCAGUUAGUAAUGGCAGAGGCGUCUGGCCAACCUGCUUGGGUUGGUUUAAAGGAUAUGGGUCAGCAAAACUUUAGUUGGGUGAACGAAUGGCCUCUGACCUAUACUAACUGGGAUCAGGGUCAACCAAGCGCAGCAGGCCAGUGUGGUGUGAUAACUCCCAACGCCAAAUGGAGGUCUUCAGACUGCAAUGAUAGAUAUCCUUUUGUCUGUAUGUCAACGGAGGCCAAACCCCCAACCACCACGGUGCCAUUGCCUGGGUGGUGUCCUGAAGGAAACGGGUGGAUUGAGUACGGCGCUUCCUGUUUCUUUUACGAUGCGCAUGCGUAUGAAACUUGGGCGGGCGCUAAAUUUGAAUGCUACAAGCGUGGAGGACAACUUGCAUCUUUCGCAAAUCAAGAUGAGGUGGAUUUUAUUCUUGGUUUAAUGAAAAGUGAGAGCACGUAUAGAAACUUGUGGAUUGGUCUUAUUCGAAGAUUUCAAGAUGAGUUUGUUUGGGUUGAUGGGACACCUGUUGAUUUCACGAACUGGUCACCUGGACAACCACGUGACCAAGGAAGAAGCGAGGACUGCGUGGAGUUCAAGGUCACGACCGGUGAAUGGGAUGACAUCGUUUGUAACCGUGGUUUAGGAUUUAUAUGCAAAACUCCAAAGAUUAGGCCAACAGCAUCCGUAUCGAUCAACGAAACAUCACCAUUGCAAACGGAAUCAGGAAAUCCCACGGUAUCACCAGAGACCAACAAGCAGACAGAGGCACAAAUGGGACUACCCGUGAAUGGAGGGACUGUUGCAGUAAUAGUUCUAUGUCUGGUCAUUGCUUGCCUACUCGCCAUCAUAGGGUUCACUGUAUUUAGACGGCGUCAAGUAUCCAUUGCUUUGGCGUCCUUCAACAAAGAAACUGGAGACACUGUGGCAUUUUCAUAUGCAGAUAACAAAGAUACUGAGCUUUUUGAAAUACCAUUCAAUGACGAAAAUGAACGUUUGUAAAAUGGAUACUCAUCGCCAGUCUGGGGACCAAUUUGGAAAUAAAAAGCAUGUUAAACCUGGUACUUGUUAGCCUUAACCAACGGGCGUUCUACUUUUUCUGUUACAUCGCGUGAUAAUAUUUUCUCAAAAUUUGGAAUAAUUUCAAGUGGCCAAUAUGACACCUAGAUCUGAUCAGUAUAUAGGAAGUAGCAAGAACAUUUGCUGGACGGGUAAAAACCAUAUUUAGGAGGAAGGUCACCUGUUAUCCUCGACCUGUGACCAGCCAUAUUUAUUUUUUCCCUUACCCAUUAAAUGCCCUUUGCCUACCAUUACUCCAAAGUCACUGCAUAGCAAUUGCCCUUGAAGGGUGAUAUUGUAUUUUUAUUAUUACUGUGGUUUGAAGUCCACUUUUUUCCUGUGAACUGUGAUCUUCGGUUUUAUUCUCGUGUUCCUGUUACGUAGGCCAAUUCUGUAAGUG